AUGGCCGACAACGACUGGGAUAGCGUCACUCGCAUCGGCAGCAAGGCUCGUGCAGGAGGUGGCGCCGCUGAGCGCGAGCGUGUUAUCAAGGGCAAUUCGGCUCUCAACGCAGCCCAGCGGUCUGGGGUGGCUAUGGUGGCAGGGAAGAAAUAUGGCUCUUCAAACACUACACCGAACGUUGAGGGUCAGCGCCAGACCAAAAUUGACCGAGAUGAUAAUCCUUUGCCGCCGCCGAAACCUGCCAAAGUCGUUGGGGAUGCACUUGCCAAACGUCGAGCCGAGAUGCAACCUGUAUUGACACAAAGGGAUCUCGCCAACAAGUCUGGUGUUCCUUUCGCUGUAAUACAGGGGGUUGAAAAAGGCACCGUUCUCCCGAGCCAGGACCAGUUCGGAAAGCUCGAAAGAGCUUUGGGUAUCAAGUUGCGCGGGACCAAUAUUGGGGGACCCUUGUAUCCACCAAAGACCAAAAAAUAA
Molecule: messenger RNA, 474 nt
Organism: Capronia epimyces CBS 606.96
Lineage: Eukaryota; Fungi; Ascomycota; Eurotiomycetes; Chaetothyriales; Herpotrichiellaceae
Exons: 2
Coding region: 1-474 (157 amino acids)
Cellular component (GO): nucleus
Molecular function (GO): DNA binding
Source: RefSeq, a predicted model, not a curated record